Hydatigera taeniaeformis is the source of this 285-nucleotide messenger RNA. The record is from the annotation of a GenBank genome assembly. NCBI's taxonomy places the organism in Eukaryota, Metazoa, Platyhelminthes, Cestoda, Cyclophyllidea, Taeniidae.
AUGGCCAUUCACAAUCACUGCUGUCGCCAAGACACCGUUGUCUACACUUGUGCUGAUGCCACUCGAUGGCAACCCGGUGUGCCGACACAAGCACCUCUCGCCUGCACCAUCAAAUGGGGCGCAGGUGUGGAGGUGACAGAGGACGGGGACCCCAUCAGUAGCCCAGAUGAGAGGAAUGCUGGUGGUGGUGGUGGUGGUGGUGGUGGUGAUGGUGGUGGUGGUGUUGACAAACGAAGUAGUGUCUUUUCCCAAUUGCAUUCCGCGUGGUUGGAGUGCCUAAAUUAA